Messenger RNA from Pelecanus crispus (Dalmatian pelican), 1072 nucleotides. The record is from RefSeq and is a predicted model, not a curated record. NCBI's taxonomy places the organism in Eukaryota, Metazoa, Chordata, Aves, Pelecaniformes, Pelecanidae.
AUGGAACAGGUAUGGUUACUGCUCCUGCUGACGAUUAAAGUGCUUUCAGUGGCUGCUCAGUUCAAUGGAUACAACUGUGAUGCUAACCUCCAUAGCAGGUUUCCUGCUGAACGAGAUAUCAAUGUUUUCUGUGGAGUACAGACAAUUACUAUGAAGAUAAAUUUUUGCACAGUUCUUUUCUCUGGUUAUUCUGAGACAGAUCUGGCCCUGAAUGGGAAACAUGGGGAUGCCCACUGCAGGGGUUUCAUCAAUAACAACACCUUUCCAGCAGUGGUCAUUUUCAUCAUCAAUCUAAGUACUUUGGAAUCCUGUGGAAACACUUUAGUGGUAUCCUCAGCUCGAGGUAUCAAUGCUUAUGGAAAUACCUCAGUGGUACAGAUAGGUAAUGUUUCAGGCUAUAUUGAUACGCCAGACCCACCAACGAUUAUCAGCUAUUUGCCUGGGCUUCUGUACAAAUUUAGCUGUAGCUAUCCACUGGAGUACUUGGUUAACAAUACCCAGCUUGCUUCGUCAUCAGCUGCUAUUUCUGUGAGAGAGAACAAUGGUACAUUUAUCAGCACUUUGAAUUUAUUGCUUUACAAUGAUUCAACCUACAGCCAGCAGCUCCUUGUUCCAAGUACAGGUUUACCUUUGAAAACCAAAAUAUAUGCAGCUGUAAGAGCAACCAACCUUGAUGGCAGGUGGAAUGUUUUGAUGGACUACUGUUACACCACGCCAUCCGGUAAUCCUAGCGAUGAUCUUCGAUAUGAUCUUUUUUUCAGCUGUGACAAGGACCCGCAGACAACUAUAAUUGAAAAUGGCAAGAGCCAAAUGGGCCGGUUUUCCUUUGAGGUGUUUCGCUUUGUGAAGCACAAGAACCAGAAGAUGUCUACGGUCUUCCUUCACUGUGUGACAAAGCUGUGCAGAGCAGAUGACUGCCCCUUUCUUGUGCCAAUUUGCAGUAACAGAGAAAGAAGAGACGCUGGUGGGAGGACAACUUGGAGCCCUCAGAGCACCUCUGGCAAUGCUGUGAUUUCUGCUGGCCCCAUCAUUACGAGGAGUGAUGAGAUGCCAACCAACAAUUCACAGCUUG